Molecule: messenger RNA, 2871 nt
Organism: Bemisia tabaci
Lineage: Eukaryota; Metazoa; Arthropoda; Insecta; Hemiptera; Aleyrodidae
Product: peptide transporter family 1
Biological process (GO): transmembrane transport
Cellular component (GO): membrane
Molecular function (GO): transmembrane transporter activity
Source: RefSeq, a predicted model, not a curated record
UUACGUUGUUCAUUUGAGUGCUGUGCAGGCGGUCACGAUAAUACCACAACAUUGCUAGAUAAGUACAAUCAAAGGAUUUUUCCCUUUUCCUGGUCAGAAAAGUUACAUAUGGUGUCAACAAUUUUAAGGUGGCCGGCAGAGAAGUGAAUACAAGUUUGAGCCCUGGCAAAAUUACGUUUCGAAAUUAAUUAUUGAGUGAGUCAGUGAACAGUGUUCGGCGCGACUUUCUUUCAACCGGAAAAUUAGUUUCCUUUUGCCGCCAAACGAAUGAAAAGUGGACACAUCGGUGUUGCGAUGUCUUUAAAUUAUAUCUUAUUUCGUCAUGCUGAAUAAAAAAUUUAAUGAUUAAGUACUAGUUAGUCUAUGAAUUAAACUUAUCACUUUUUCAUUACUAAUAUCUGCUUUUGCAGUUCAUGUUUUGUUCAGUAAUCAGUCGUUCUAUUUUUCAAAUGAAAACUCUUGUUUGAUUUGUCUAUAUGUGCCUUACCUGGUGCUGGUAUUUCAGAAUUUUCAAAAAUGGUUGCCACUGAUGCUCAAUCUCAAAUUGCUGCUAAGCCAUUGAAAUAUCCGAAAUCUACGUUUUUCAUAAUCGGCAAUGAGUUUUGUGAGCGCUACUCUUACUACGGAAUGCGGGCGAUUUUGGCACUUUAUAUGCGAAAUGUGUUACUCUAUGCGGAACGGGAGGCAACCAUCAUUUUUCACAUUUUUAACUUUUUGUGCUACAUAUUUCCAAUCUGUGGAGGAACGUUGGCGGAUGCCUACAUUGGACAAUAUAAGACAAUAGUUUAUUCAUCAAUAAUUCACUCGGUUGGGAAUGUGCUCCUGGCGCUUGCAGCAACACCAUGGUUCUUCUCUCCAAGAGUUUUUUCUUUGCUGGCGCUGAUAUUGGUGGCGGCUGGGGCUGGACUGAUGAAACCUUGCAUCAGCACUUUCGGGGGUCAGCAGUUCGUGCUGCCGCAACAGGCCAAGCAACUCGCUACGUUUUUCUCCAUUUUUUACGUGAGUUGCAACGUGGGCGCGUUCUUAUCCGCCAUUACGAGUCCUAUCAUUCGACAGGACAUCAAGUGUCUCGGUCAACAAUCCUGCUACCCUCUUGCCUUCGGCGUGCCGGCUAUCCUCAUGCUCCUUGCACUUGUGCUCUUCAUUUGCGGGAAACCCUGGUAUAAAAUGCUGAAACAUGGAGGAAGUAUCCCUUUAACUGCUUUAAAGUGCAUUUUUUACGGGUUAAGAAGAAGGCUUUUGUCAAAUAAGAAACAAGAAGUCUCUUCACACUGGUUGGAAUGCGUAGCUGACAAAUAUGACCCACAAAUGCAGGCAGAUGCUCGUGACGUUCUAAGAGUGCUUGCCAUGUAUAUUCCAGUGCCCAUGUUUUACGCCCUGUAUGACCAAGUGGGCUCCAGCUGGAUAUUCCAAGCUUCUAAAAUGGAUGGAGUUGUACCAAACUGGUUCAUUAUCAAACCGGACCAACUGGCAUUUUUGAACCCGCUCGUUUGUAUGUUGUUUAUACCAAUGCUCGAGCUCUUCAUUUAUCCGGCGCUAGCAAAAAUCGGGAUCAGGAGGCCUCUGCAAUACAUCACCGUUGGAGCCGCUUUAUGUGCAUUAUCCUAUGUUAUGGCUGCUUACGUAGAGGUUAAACUCGAGCCAUGCUAUGCAAAAUUGCCGUCGCCUGAAUUAGGACAAUUGAGGAUCUUCAAUGGUCUUCCGUGUCCACUAGAACUGCAGCCACCGAUUGAUGGUGAACAGUUUAUUUCACCACUUGGGGCGUUGCAAAGGACUGAACUUCAGGUGGAAAAAACUCGAAUUUUGAGAGAGGAUCUAAUUUUGAAUGCCGGUUUGCCUUGCAUGAACGUUGGUGUGCCCGAAAACUGGACGAGGGAAAUUUCUCUUUCCGAGGAGGAGAGCGUUUCAUACAUCAUAACCGAUAUGGGUGGAACUAUUGAUCUGCUGAGAGUCCCAGGAUUUGACGAUGUUUCGAAAUCUCAAAUCAAUGCACCGAAGUUGAGGGUAAUUCAUAACUUUGCCGGACCUCUAACUUUAAAGAGUCAGUAUGGGAGUGAGUUGACAUUCAAGCUUCUGGAGUCAGACGUAGUUACACCAUUGAUUGAGGUAGACUCUGGCACUUAUGACGCCAUGUAUGGGGAUCAAACGGUUCUAUCGAAUCUUCAGAUUGAGAGUGGAGGUGUCUAUACAUUGGUCAUACAGACGAUCGAUUCCAGAAUUGUUGGUAAUCUGCACACAAUCACGCCACCAGCUACAUUACACUUGCUGUGGAUGAUACCUCAAAAAACCGUCAUGUCGAUCGCUGAAGUAUUUUUUGCAAUGACAUACGUAUCAUUCACUUUCACUCAGACUCCGGCAAAGAUGAGAUCAAUCAUGCAAUCAUUUUUAUCUAUGAGCAUGUCAUUGGGCAGUGUUGUCGUAGUUCUCGUCGCAAGUGUUGGAUUCAAAAGACAGGCAUAUCAAUUUUUGUUAUACGCCGGCCUCAUGUUUUUGGACGUCAUUUUGCUUAUACUGCUGUCUUUACGGUACAAAUACAGGGAAAUCUCCCCAUCUGAAGAUAUCGAGCCGUUCCGAGUUGAGGGAGCUCCAAGCCCUGAGGACGUACCUGGCCAAGACACUACAAAACCACAGCAAAUGGCAGAAACUGCGAGGGAAAAUUUGUGCGACGAGAGUUGAAGUUCAUUGGUGGAAGGAAUAAAAGUUGAUAAGACUUCGUGAUGUGGAUCGCUAACAGUUUAGUAGAGACAUCAAAAAAUUAGUUUGUUACUUUGAAGUGACGCGACGGUUUGAUCCAAGGAAGGCGGUGGGGGAAUAUGGAAUCGAAGGAAAAAAUUAAGUAUACAACCAUCACUGGAAAAAAAAAAAAAAAAA